UGGUUCAUGUUCGGUGGGCCUGGGGACCUCCCGCUGCUGCGGCUUCGCAUUUUGGACUACAAGUCCCAUGAAGACGUUCUCCGUAUGUGCGUCAUCGAACGUGGACGCGUUGGGCUGACGUAGCGUGCGGCCGCCGGCAGAAGUUUUAAAAUAAAGUGAAACUUUUUCCUUGUUAAACAUCAAACGUCUGCGAGGUUUAAUCCGCUGCUGUCCGGCUGUUCUCCCACAGUUCGUACCAAAGGCGACCCGAAGAGCGCAGAGGAAGCGGCUGCUGAGGCAGCAAUGUAUUCCCCAGACGAAGAGCCGUCGGCUGCUAUCACGGCUGCCCUGUCUGUGUUAUCGAGCGCCGUGUCAGCCGCCGUGGCGGUUAAUUCCAAGGCGGAUCUCUCCACGUUGCUAGACGAAUGGGAGGAAGCACAACGAGGCCCCACGGAGCAGCUGGUAUCCGUCCUCAACAAAAUAUCGGAGCUGAUCGAAAAAGAGACGGGAGAGUAUCACAAAGCGGACCCCGAUCCGUUUGAUGACCGUCAUCCAGGACGGGUGAAUCCCAACUGCAUACUGGGACAGCUCCUGAGGAUGAUCUUUCUGAACGAUGACUUCAUUAAUGCGCUUUUGGACAGGUAUAUAAUAACCAGCAGGGAGCACAGCCUCAACACAGCAGCCUGCCGCCUGCUUCAGAACAUCUGCCCGGGCCUGGAGACGACCGUGGUCUUCCAAGAGAAGGAGGGUCUGGCUGAAAGGUUGUUCGGCUGGGCUCGCGAAGCGGAGCGACCGCUGUGUGUCUACGCCACGGGUCUGCUGGCCAGAGCCAUGAGCGACCAGGAAGUGGCAGCCAGCUACAGAGACGAGAACGCUCAGCUGGUGCCGAUCAUGAUUAAACGUCUUCAUGAGCUGCAGUCUCAAGAGGCCACGAGUCACCUCAGUCCCACCCACACCUCAGAGAAACUACCUCAGGACUCUCAGGUUGAAGCCACCCGGACCUCAAAUGUCACAGCAGACCAGCAAGACAGGAUAGAGUGGGUGGAGGAGGAGGAAGAGGAGGAGGAGGAGAGAGCUGGAGAAAGCAGCAGGACCACGUCAAAAACCAAACCCGUGUCUCUGCUCGGUUCAGCCCAGAAGAGCAGCAGGUCUACCCGACUGCUCCCAGGAGGAUUAGGGAAGAAACGGGCCAUAAAGGAGAAUGGGAGGAAGGCAAAGCAGAAACUGAACUUUACCACCUCCUCCUCCUCAAGCACGACUGAGGAGGAUGAAGAGAGGACUGAGCCCAGCAAACAGCCAGCCAGCACCUCCUCGUCCUGGUCUGAAAUGAGCUCGAUGAUGAUCGGCUCCGACUUCUGCCUUUCACCGCUGAGUUUGGCCACGGAGCAGAGGCUCAUCCUGCAGUAUCUGACCCAGCUCGGAGAAUACCAGGAGCUGCUUGCUGUCUUCAUGCAGCUGGAUGUGCGGUCGCUGCUGAUGAGCUACAUGGACCUCAGACACACCAAGAAUGUGCAGCUCACCUUCGAUGCCCUGAUGCAUCUCGCCUCGCUCCUCAUCCAUAAGAAGUUUGCUACUGAGUUCAUCGCUCAUGGAGGAGUGCAGAAGCUUCUGGAGGUCCCGAGGCCCUCAAUGGCAGCAACGGGCGUGUCUCAUUGCCUCUACUACCUGGCAUAUAACCAAGACGCGAUGGAGAGGGUGUGCACUCUCCCAGACGGCGUGCUGACCGACAUGGUGUCCUACGCUCUGUGGCUGCUGGAGUCGUCCCACGCUUCAGGCGUCUGCCAUGCCACCAUGUUCUUCUCCAUUUCCUUCUCCUUCAGGGCGGUGCUGCAGCUGUUCGACCAGCAGGACGGCCUGCGGAGGCUCGUCAACCUGAUCAGCACUUUGGAGAUCCUCAACAUGGAGAACGAGGUGUCCAGAUUGAGUGAUAACCAAGUCUUCUCCAGCCGGCAGAAGGCCAAACACACCUGCAUGGCUCUGCGCAGGUACUUUGAGGCUCACCUCGUCCUGAAGACCGAGCAGGUGAAGCAGUCCCUGCACGCGUCAGACGGGGGUGCCAUCGUUCCCCAGCAGCCAUUUUACAAGGCAUAUUCGUACACCAGAGACCACAUCAUUGAGAUGAUGGAGUUUCUCAUUGAGUGCGGGCCUCCUCAGCUCCACUGGGAGCCGGUCGAGGUCUUCUAUAAGCUGUCCUGUGUUCCUCUAAUGCUGCAGCUCAUAUCUACAGCCUGUGACUGGAGGACCUACUUUGGCAGGAGUGACACGGUGCGCUACGCCUUGGACAUCCUCUCCAUCCUGAUGGUGGUUCCUAAAGUGCAGUUGGUCCUGGCAGAAACCGUGCAGGUGUUGGAUGAAAACAUGUCGCCUGUUUCCACUGUGGGUAUGAGCAUCAUUCUGGGUGUUGCUGAGGGCGAGGUGUUUGCCAACGAUGCUGAGAUCCAGAAGUCUGCACUACAAGUGAUAAUAAACUGCGUGUGCGCACCUGACCAGAGCCUGAACUCUGUGGGGGCUUUUGCCGUUACCCCUUUUAGGCCGCCGCUUCCUCCCCAGCAGCCCCCCACCCCCCACAACAGGGUGCUGGCACACAUGUGGCAAGUAGUGCAGAACAAUAAUGGCAUAAAGGUGCUGCUCGCUCUGCUCUCAGUGAAGAUGCCCAUCACGGAUGCAGAUCUGAUCCGCACGCUCGCCUGCAAGGCUCUGGUCGGACUCUCUCGCAGCUCCGCCAUCAGUCAGAUCAUCAGCAAGCUGCCGCUCUUCACCCGUGGCCACAUUCAGCAGCUGAUGAAGGAGCCGGUGCUGCAGGACAAAGGAAGCGAGCAUAUCCGCUUCUGCCGCUUCGCCAUCGAGCUGACCGAGCGAGUGUCCGGCAAGCGUCUCCUCAAGGGCACCGACGUGUCAUUGGCUCGCCUGCAGAAGGCCAACGUGGUCGCCCGGUCACGCAUCACGUUUUCCGAGAAGGAGCUCCUCAUACUGAUCAGGAACCACCUGGUGGCCAAAGGGCUCCACGACACGGCAAACACACUUGUUAAAGAGGCAAAUUUACCCGUAGCAGCCUUCUGUCUGAGCCCGUCCCCCUUCUGCGCCACCCCUCCACCUCCCGCCUCAGCAGUACCUAGGACUUGCAGGUUAACCGGCGGGAUCGCGGCUCGUCUUGCCCGCCACGUUGGAGCCUCUCCCCUGUCCUCGGCUGUUUCAGGCUGCCCUUCACCUUCUUCUCAAUCCCUGGCAUCUCUUCGCCCUUCAUGCUCCUCUGCUUCUCCCUCUACCCACACCACUCCUCCUCAUCCUUCACCUCAGGGACAGGGCUCAUAUCCCAUUGGCCGUAUUUUGUUCUCACGGGAACGCCCAGUGACCAAUUGCAACUCAGGAAAAAAGCUUUGUGCCCUGAAACGAAAGUCGGACCACGGUGCUUUCAUACAGACUCCAGCAAUGAAGAAGCAGAUGGAGCGCCACCUUCCUUCCCCUCCGACCCUCGACAGCAUCGUCACGGAGUACCUGAGGGAACAACACGCCCGCUGCCCCAAUCCGGUCACUACGUGCCCCCCUUUCUCGCUGUUCACCCCCCACCGCUGCCCGGAGCCCAAGCAGAGGCGACAAGCGUCUGCCAACUUCACUGCUCGCCUGGGGAGCAGGAUGCUGUACCCGAAAUAUGGAGGUGUGGGCCGCGGGGGCCUGGAUAGACAUCUGAUAUUUAGCAGGUUUCGUCCAAUGUCGGUCUUCCACGAGGGCAACAGAGACGAGAGCGGCUUUACCUGCUGUGCCUUCUCAGCCUGCGAGCGUUUCCUGAUGCUGGGAACCUGCUUCGGUCACCUCAAGUUCUAUAACGUCUUCUCCGGAGAAGAGGAGGCCAACUACAUCUGCCACACAUCUGCCAUCACACACCUCGAACCCUCCAGGGAUGGGAAGUUGCUGCUGACCUCUGCUUCAGGGAGCGCCCUUUUGUCAGCUCUGUGGAGCUUGGAUGGAGUCUUUAGCAAAAGAAACUCCUUUGCAGACGAUCACUACGUGGAGUUCAGCAAACUCUCUCAGGACAGAGUCAUCGGCACCAAUGACCAAGUGGCAAACAUCUACGACAUCCAGACGGGCCAGAAGACUCUGACCCUGAAUGCCCCAGCCCUGGCCAACAACUACAAUAGGAACUGCGCCACGUUCAGUCCCACCGACGAUCUGGUGCUAAACGACGGGGUGCUGUGGGACGUGCGGGCGUCACGGGCCAUCCACAAGUUCGACAAGUUCAACAUGAACAUCAGCGGGGUUUUCCAUCCCAACAGCCUGGAAGUCAUCAUCAACACGGAGAUUUGGGACCUGAGGACCUUCCACCUGCUGCACACCGUCCCCACCCUCGACCAGUGCAGGGUGGUCUUCAACAGCAACGCCACUGUCAUGUACGGAGCUAUGCUCCAAGCCGAUGAUGAGGAUGAUGCCAUGGACCAGCAGACGAAGAGUCCAUUCGGAUCCUUCUUUAGAACCUUUGAUGCUACAGACUACAAGCCCAUCGCCACAGUGGAUGUGAAGAGGAACGUGUUUGACCUGUGCACAGACACCAAGGACUGCUACCUGGCUGUCAUUGAGAACGAGGACACCGUGAGCUUGGACACAGUGUGCCGUCUGUACGAGGUGGGACGACAGAAACUAGCAGAGGAGGGAGACGAUGAUGAUGAGGAUGAUGAAGAUCAGGAUGAUGACAGUUCCUCAGACUCCAAUGAUGAUGAUGAUUUAGACACAGACCCGCUCAUAGAGGAACUGGCCAAUAACAAUGAGGCAGAAAACGAGGACCGAGCCGACUCACGCAGAGAUGAGAUUGCCGAUGGUCUUGCUGGCACCAGUGACUCCGAGGACUCGGACAGUAGUGAUGAGGGAUCUGAUCGGUUUGACCCCAACGUAGCAGAAUUGUUCUCAGAGGCUUCUGAUGACGCGCUGAUCCAGUCCAUCCGUGACCUCCAUGACCGAUGGUUCUCCUGACAUCUGCCUGUGAUAGUACUGAGUUUACCUGAGAAUGUAUUGUCCUGGUAAAAAUAACCAUGGGUGGGAGGAGGGCUGUGAGGAAGCACAGCUUGAACUGGAUUAGAAGGACACAGGCUGGGCCAUACGGCUGCUCGCUGUUAAAGCGCGCUGUCAGGGAGUUUGGAUCUUACUGACGUCUGAAGCAGUGAUGGGCCAGGAAGGGGAAACAAAGACUUGGGGAAAGAAUUUGCUGGAAGCUGAGGAGAUAGUGGCCCACCACUGCUGACCGGCCAACUUUAGACUGAUGUGAUUGAGGCUGAUUCGCUGUAUGAUGGUUGGAGGUCAUGUGACCACCUGUUUCUCCCAGCCAUCCGUUCUAAAAGGCUCAAAGCAUCUCAAAGGAUUUCAUUCCCACGCAGUUCGUCUGUAAAGGUGUUUAAAGUGAAUCCCGUCAGGUCUGCAUCAUUACUGAUAUAACCACAUAACCACAGGCCUGUGGAAAACGUUUGUCGUGUGUGUUUUGCUUUUGGUCCUCUGAAUGCCAGAAUGUGGGAGAACAUCACUUCUCUGAUAGCUUAAGGUCACUUUGACCUCACAGGGUUCAUUAGACUGACCUUUAUGUUCUUUGCCUCAUAGUUUAGGGGCAUCAGACCUGUCUGAAGGCACUUUCUAAUAAAUCAGGUUAAAGAAAGAAUUUGUGUCCCAUAAAGUAACAGAGCAGAUCACAGCUUGCACUCCUCAGGGAUGAAGGCUUUAGGAAGGUUUUGUUGGAGGAACAAGUGGAUCAACAAGUCUGCACUGCUGACACCUUUGACCUCAAACAGGUCCAAAAAGUGUGAAGUACGUUAAAUAAAGGCUGCUGCUUACCUGUCAAGGUCUUUACUUUCCAAUCACAGACUAAUAAUUUGAACUAAUCUGCUACAUUUUCUGUUGUGAACUUUGCACACUGAGAAAUAAGAAUGU
Molecule: messenger RNA, 5886 nt
Organism: Archocentrus centrarchus (flier cichlid)
Lineage: Eukaryota; Metazoa; Chordata; Actinopteri; Cichliformes; Cichlidae
Product: DDB1- and CUL4-associated factor 1-like
Exons: 30
Coding region: 283-4941 (1552 amino acids)
Biological process (GO): protein ubiquitination
Cellular component (GO): Cul4-RING E3 ubiquitin ligase complex; nucleus
Molecular function (GO): histone H2AT120 kinase activity; nuclear estrogen receptor binding
Source: RefSeq, a predicted model, not a curated record